UCGAAUCGUUUUGCAGAUAUAAUUGCCAUAGAAUUAUUCUGGUUGAGUGCUAUUCGACUAAAACCCACUGGAAUUCCUCUCUCUCUUAACCCCUGAUAUCAUUCUGCUUUAAUUGUUGGUUCGUUCCUUUUGAUAUUCCACUGGUUUUUUCAUCGUUUUGUUUGGUUUUUGUCGAAGAUAACGGAGACCGAUAGAGGGAGAGAGAGGGGGAAGGAGAAAAUGGCGAGCAAUGGAAAUGGAAACAAUGACGAACAAACUGCUGAUCAUUUCUCAUUUGCGAGAUGCUAUCAGAUCGAAGCAUUAGAGCAAGCUAUGAAGCAGAACACGAUAGUGUUCUUGGAGACUGGAUCAGGAAAAACAUUGAUUGCCAUUAUGCUUCUACGUCGCUAUGCACAUCUUUUCCGAAAACCGAAACCUUUUAUUUCUGUUUUUUUGGUACCCACUGUGGUAUUAGUCAAACAGCAAGCUGAGGCUGUUAGAAAGCACUUGGAUCUUAAAGUCGAAGAAUAUUGGGGAGAGAAAGGGGUAGAUUACUGGAAUGCUGCUGAUUGGAAGAAGCAGCAAGAUGAAAAUGAGCUACUCGUUAUGACUCCCGCCAUUUUGCUUGAUGCGUUGAGGCAUAAAUUUCUAAGCUUGGAUAUCAUCAAGGUGCUGAUAUUUGAUGAAUGUCAUAACGCGAAGAAAAGACACCCAUAUGCACUAAUUAUGACGGAGUUCUAUCAUCGUGAGUUACAUCUUGGUGGUUCCCAGCUUCCCAGAAUACUUGGGAUGACAGCUUCACCCGUGAAAGCAAAAGUGUCAAACUCAAGUUCGGAUUAUUGGAAGCAGAUUGACAAACUUGAAACUCUGAUGAAUUCAAAGGUUUAUACAUGUGCAAGUGAAUCCGUAUUAUCCGAGUACAUCCCCUUCUCCUCUGCGAAGUAUAUGUUCUACAAGAAUGUGGAAAGUCCUUCUCACGUGUUUGAGGAGUUGAAAAGUAAUUUGUUGAUCUUAAGAAAUAAGCAUAAUUCAGCCAUCAGAAAAUYAAAUCUUUCGGAAUCUUCAAUGGAUAAUGCAAUGAGAAGGUUGUCGAAGUUAUCUUCGACUUUUGAAUUUUGUUUAGACGAAUUGGGCAUUUUUUUGGCCUCAAAGGCAGCGGAAGCAUAUUCAUGUGAAGCUAAUGACCUCUUUUCUUGGGGGACGUUGGAUGUACGURGUGAGACAAUUGCAAGGGAAUUCUGUAAAGAUGCCAACACAGUUUUCACCUCUUAUAUACCCRGUGGUUUAGAAUGGUCGAUCACUCAUAUUAAUGAAGCAAGUGUGAGCAUCGGCUUACUAUCAACAAAAGUCAUGUCAUUAAUUAAAGCUCUGGCUGAAUACAGGCAUGUUGAUGAUAUGCGAUGUAUAAUCUUUGUAGAGAGGGUGAUAACGGCAAUUGUACUUAAAAGCUUACUAAAUGAGUUGCAAUYUUAUUUAUUUGGUUGGAAAACGGAGUACACGGCUGGGAACCMUUCCKCCMUGCAGUCACAAAGCCGGGGAGUCCAAAAUAAGAUUGUUGAUGAGUUUCGUAAAGGAAWGGUCAAUAUAAUUGUAGCAACGUCAAUUCUUGAAGAAGGGUUGGACGUUCAGAGUUGUAAUCUUGUGAUCAGAUUCGAUCUUUCAUCUACUGUUUGCAGCUUUAUUCAAUCUCGAGGUCGUGCUCGAAUGCGGGACUCGGACUUUUUAUUAUUGAUUCGAAGUGGCGAUGUAGAGACAUUGAAAAAGGUGAACAAUUACAUGCAAAGUGGAAAAAUAAUGCGGGAGGAGUCUUUAAAAAAUGCUUCUCGACCAUGUCAACCACUCGAUAGUGAACUUUUGGACGAAGUUGUGUAUCGUGUUGAAUCAACCGGAGCUUGUUUGAGCCUGAGUUCUAGCAUUUCCAUGGUUUACUUCUAUUGUUCUAGGCUACCUUCAGAUGGGUAUUUUAAGCCUUAUCCAAGAUUCGUCAUCGAUGAGGUUUCAGGAACUUGCAGCAUCUCUUUUCCAAAAAGUUGCCCGCUUCCAAGUGUGCAUGUUGAAGGAAAAGUAAAAUGGUUGAAACAACUUGCAUGUCUUGAAGCAUGCAAGCAACUACAUGUGAUGGGUGCGUUAACGGAUAAYCUUGUCCCUGAUACUGUGGAGAAAGCCGUCGACCCACUAGAAACGGUAUUUUUUGUGGUUCCAGCUUAUGAGCAUGUAGAAGAACAAGUUCAAUACAUGCCACCUGAACUUAUYGGGCAAUUUGGCAAUGAUUCAACUAAGUUGUAUCAUUUCUACUCGAUUAAGUUAAAGAAGAACUUUGAUUAUGAUGUCCCGCUCCARGAUAUUGUGCUUGGAGUGAGCACUAAGUUUGAACUUGAUGAUGAAGAGAUAUCGUUUGAUCUCGAGGCUGAUAGAGGCAGCAUUGGUAUUUCUGUGACGUAUACAGGAACGUGUUUGCUUACGUCUGAGCAGAUAAUAUUAUCGAAUCGAUUUCAAAUGACGGUGUUACGAGUACUUCUUGAUCACUCAAUCAUGAAGUUGAAGAAUUCUUUUGAUGCAUUAAGAUUGAAAAAUGAUCAUGUGAUGUGUGAUUAUCUCUUGCUCCCUUCGAAUGGCUUACAUAAAAAUCCAUCGGUCAUUGAUUGGAAAUCCGUUCGUUCCGUUCYGUUCCCUUUUGGAAGCGCAACAAAGUGUUCUUUAACGGGUGAUGAUCAUCAAAAAGUGCACACGAAGAACGGGUUAACGUGCAGCUGUUUGGUGGAGAAUUGUUUAGCAUGCACUCCUCAUAACGGGCGKUUGUAUUGUACUACCAAAAGAUUUCUUGAUUUGAAUAGUAAAUCAGCCAUGCAAAAUAAGGAAGGGGAAGCGAUUACUUAUAAAGAUUACUACAAAAAACGGUAUGGCAUUGACUUGGAGCAUGAAGAAGAAUUAUUUUUUUCUGCGAGACCACUUUUUUCAGUUCGAAACCGUCUUCAACGUGGCAGAUAUCAUGAGGAGAAAGAAACAAGUAGGGCGGGCGUCGAGUUGCCUUCUGAACUAUGUKACAUUCUUAUGACACCAAUAUCUAUAAGUACCUUCUAUUCGUUCUCUUUUGUUCCAUCCAUCAUGCAUAGGAUCGAGUCUUUGCUUCUUGCUCUCAACUUGAAAGAGAUGCAUUUAGGUCGUAGUCGGCCAAAUGGAAAUAUCCCCACUCUUAAGGUCUUGGAGGCAAUUACAACCAAAAAAUGUCUUGAACCGUUUCAUUUGGAAUCCUUCGAGACUCUAGGCGAUUCGUUUCUYAAAUACGCUGCUAGCCAGCAGUUAUUYAAAACUCUUCARGAUCAACACGAGGGGAUCUUGAGUUCUCGAAGAGAGAAAAUAAUAUCAAAUGACUCGUUAUGCAAAUUGGGAUGUAACAGCAAGCUUCCGGGAUUUAUCCACAAUGAGCCUUUUGAUAUGAAGACAUGGGUCCUCGAUAAUAAUAUACRAAAGACCGAAAAAUGCAUCCCAUUGUCUUGAAAAGUAGUUGCGGACGUUGUCGAAGCCUUAAUUGGCGUUUUUCUUGUUGAAGGAGGUGAAAUGGCAGCCUUAUCGUUUAUGAGCUGGCUUGGUAUAAACGUUGACWUAGUCAACCAACCCUACAUACGAAACGUGACGCUUGAACCCGAGAGGUUCUUAAACGUUCAACACUUGGAAUCUCUUCUCGGUUAUUCAUUUCRUGACGCAUCUUUGCUUGUUGAGGCAUUAACGCAUGGAUCUUACAUGCUGCCGGAGAUUCCAAGAUGUUAUCAGCGUUUAGAGUUUCUUGGGGAUGCGGUGUUGGAUUAUCUCAUCACCGUUCAUUUAUACAAUAAAUAUCCCGGAAUGUCUCCAGGAUUGUUGACGGAUUUGAGGUCCGCUUCGGUAAACAAUGAUUGCUAUGCACAAUCUGCCGUUAAGGUUCAACUGCAUAAGCAUAUUCUCCAUGGAUCUCAAGACCUACAUCGGCAUAUAGUUUCUACUGUUCACGACUUUGAUCUUUUGUCUGUGACGUCUACUUUCGGAUGGGAGUCGGAAACCACCUUUCCCAAGGUUCUUGGGGAUGUAAUAGAAUCUCUAGCGGGGGCGAUUUUKGUUGAUUCCGGAUACGAUAAAGAUCGAGUUUUUAAGAGCAUAAGGCCUCUUCUUGAGCCAUUAAUAACUCCCGAGACGUUAAAACUACAUCCGGUGAAGGAACUGCAUGAUCUUGUCCAGAAAAAUCAUUUAGAAGUGAAGUCGUCGGCCAAACGGUUGGAUAACGGUACAAUAUCGUUCACUAUAGAAGUAGAAACCGAUGAUGGUGUUUUUAAAGACACGUGCAUGGCUGCUGACAAGAAAAUGGCGGAAAGACUUGCUUCGAAGUCGGUUUUGAAGUCUCUGAAAGCAAGUUUAUUGGGUUCGUGAUAGCUUUUUGAGCGGUUUUUCGACUAGUUCAUGAUCGUAUAAAGCGGAACUCGGUUGAUCGAAGAUGUCGAUUUUUGUUGAUAUGGUUUUGAAAGAGAAAAAGGGUGUUUUUUUUUGUUCAGGAUGGUUGAAGACUGUACAACAGAUGUUGUGAACUCAAAAGUUUUCUGGUUAUCUUUUACUUGUGAAAUUACAUAUUCUGCUUAGAAGU
Messenger RNA from Cynara cardunculus var. scolymus (artichoke), 4591 nucleotides. Its product is annotated as endoribonuclease Dicer homolog 2. Gene Ontology annotation, molecular function: RNA binding; ribonuclease III activity; protein binding. NCBI's taxonomy places the organism in Eukaryota, Viridiplantae, Streptophyta, Magnoliopsida, Asterales, Asteraceae. The record is from RefSeq and is a predicted model, not a curated record. The transcript has 23 exons. Gene Ontology annotation, cellular component: nucleus; cytoplasm. Gene Ontology annotation, biological process: siRNA processing.